Ipomoea nil (Japanese morning glory) is the source of this 1822-nucleotide messenger RNA. Its product is annotated as cation/calcium exchanger 5. Gene Ontology annotation, cellular component: membrane. The transcript is spliced from 2 exons. Gene Ontology annotation, molecular function: monoatomic cation transmembrane transporter activity. The record is from RefSeq and is a predicted model, not a curated record. Lineage: Eukaryota; Viridiplantae; Streptophyta; Magnoliopsida; Solanales; Convolvulaceae. Gene Ontology annotation, biological process: transmembrane transport; monoatomic cation transport. The coding region runs from base 69 to 1700 and encodes 543 amino acids.
AAUCUGAGAAGUCCAAGUAAGUGUGGAAGACCCCGCGUGUAAAUUGUUUGAGCUUUUUUUGGUAUGGCAUGGCCUUCAACUCCGCCGCUCUGACAACCACCGCGAUCUCACUAUUCCUCCUUGCCACCGUCGCCUUCUUCCUCCUCCACCUGCCGCCUACAUAUUCCUCUAACCAUCCAUCAAAACACAUAUUACUCUCUCCUCACAGGUCUCUCCUCAAUUCCCCCCAACCCUCCUGCAGAUUCUUCAGUAGUGAUGAAUCCGAUGGACUCUUCAACUACUUCUCCAUCCACUCCUGCCUCUUCCGCCAAAACCCAUUUCUCUCCGUCCCGUUUCUUGGGCUUUUCGUGCUCCUUUACUUCUACAUCCUCAUCACUACGGCCCAGGCCCACUUCUCCGUCGUGGUCACCAAGCUCGUCGCUCAUCUCCGCCUCUCGCCGUCCAUGGGUGCGGUGACGCUCUUGGCGCUGGGGAAUGGGGCCCCGGAUGUGUUUGCUUCCGUAGCUGCCGUCAAGGGAGGCCAGCCCAGAACUGGAUUUGGGGCGAUACUCUCUGCCGGGACUUUUGUCUCGGCUUUUGUUGUGGGCUUCGUGUCCAUUUAUGCCGCGCCCUUUCCGGUCGAUCCGGCCCCGUUUGUGAGGGAUGUUAUGUUUUACUUGACAGCCGCCAUGUUCCUGUUCUAUGUGUACCUGAGUGCUGAGAUUUUCCUCUGGCAGGCUGUUGGAUUUGUGGGGUUUUACCUCUUCUUUGUCGGGAUUGUGUUUUGGAUGGAUUUGGGAGAGGGAAAUAGGCGCGGCAAUAGGGCUGAGAUUGAAAUGGGUUCGAUUGGCAAUGGUAAGACUCAUAAAAGGAUGGGCGACUGUGAAAACGGCAAGUUUUUAGGUUCUCCAGAAAUUAAGAAUCCCAGUUCUGGGUUAUUGCUAGCUUAUGAGAAGAUAUCGCAGGUAUGGGAGCGUCCAGUCUCAAUGCUCCUGAAACUUACAAUCCCCAACACUUCACCUUCGGGGUGGAGCAGAUUUUAUCAGUCUGCCAAUAUCGCUCUCUGCCCCCUGGCCCUUUUGUACUCAUGCAGAUCGUUUAUGUCCUUGAAUCAUCCAGUUGCGUUUCUUCUCUCAAACACCCAUUUUCCUCUUUGGUUUGUAGUACUAUGUGGGAGCUCCUCUCUAGCACUUCUUCAUUACAUCGUUGAAAAGGAGCCUCCGAAAUCCGAGCAAAUGCCUUCAAUCCUUGCCGCAUUCAUAAUGAGUGUGUUCUGGAUAUCAACUGCAGCGGGAGAGCUACUCAACUGCCUUGCAGUUCUUGGAGUGCUUCUGAAACUCCCCUCUGCUCUUCUCGGUUUGACAGUGCUCGCAUGGGGAAAUUCAGUAGGUGAUCUCGUUGCAGAUGUUGCCGUUGCAAAGGCAGGUCAGCCCGCCUUGGCCAUGGCCGGGUGCUUUGCCGGCCCCAUGUUCAACAUGCUUUUCGGGCUGGGAACGGCUCUGGUCAUACAAACGGGGGACGUUUAUCCAGAGGCCUACGAGCUUCAUUUCCAUGUGAGCAUAGUUGUGGCAUUCGUUUUCUUGCUCGUUAGCUUGAUGGGAUCCUUACUUGUAGUAACUUGGCACAGGUUUCAAGUCCCCAGAUUCUGGGGAUUCUGCCUUGUUGGACUUUACUCCUUGUUCAUGUUAGUGAGCCUGGUAAUUGCAAAGUUUUCUGCAUAAUGUUUAGGCAGAGGGAACUUGAUGUCAUGGCAGUUGCAUUAUCAUACAUUCUUUUAGCACAUUUUUAUUGUAAAUAUCUAAGUCUCUCAACAUUAGAGGUAAUACGAUACAGAAACUUUAUC